AUGGCCAAAGAAUCCCUACCACCCUUUGGAGGACAUAGAAUCAACCCUGGAAUAAACGGAAAACAGAUUAACAUCCUUGGACACAAUAACUCUACCCCACACUACCUCAAUAGUGAACCAGAAAUUCCCAAGUACUCUGGAGGAAGAAGGAAGAUAGUCAAAAUCAAACCCUUGGACAAGAACCUUUGUUUUGAUGGCUCCAACAUGCCCAUAGAAGAAUUCAUCAGCAAAUAUGAAGAAGCUGCAGAAACUGUUGGAGCAAGCUCUCAAGAUUUGGCCAACCAGAUAUUGCCCUUUAUCAGAGGACCAGACCUGCAAGAUGAAGUGGAGGAGAUGUAUGGAUAUGAAAACAGCAAUUGGAAAAACUUUAAGGAAGAAUUAAUGGGAAGAUUUUCAAUAAAACUCACCCUGGAAGAAUGUGCUAGAGAGGAAUUGGUAGAUUUGGUCAGCUAUGUUGCAAACAUGGGUGGCAUCAGCACUCCAGAACUAUUUGGACAAUUCAUAUUACAAGUUGAACACAUUGCUCACCACCUAAUCAUGAAUGGAUACAAUUCCCACAUGGAUGAAUUUUCAAACUUAUUUUGGCAAUCCCUCAGCCCAAAUUUGGAAAAAGCCAUAUCUGAUCCACUUAUCUGGGAUGGUCACUUGGUUUUGGAUGAAAAUUGUCACAUUGCAGAACUACCAUCCUAUAAUAUCAUUUUGGAGUAUAUUGGUAUGGAGUUUGAGAAAAUGGAUGUUCUUCAAGAAAUACCUGAUCAACCUGAACAAAAAAUUGACCAAACCCAUCAGAAUUACUAUAAAGUAAACCACAUGGAAGAAUAUAGCUCAGAAAUCCAGUCACCUCUUACAGAAAAGUUUCCCCCAGUACCUUCUUCAACUUUGGGUUCCUGCCCCCUGAUCCUGGAAAAUGACCCUUCCCUGGAACAAUUGGAAAAAGAAGAAACCAAAGACUUUGGAUCAGAAAUAGAAAUCUUACCAGCAAAAAUUCCUCCUGGAACAUUCUCACCAUGUGCCUUGAUAGAAGAAAAUUGCCCCCCAGUAAUAUCAGUAACCUUGGAAUUUUCCCCCCUGAUCUCUCAAAAUUGUGAAGAAUUGGAACCCUUGGACAAUGAGGAAAAAGAAAAUCCUGGACCAGAAAUUGCCACCUGUGAAGAAAUUAGACCUACAGAAGAGACUCUACCAGUAGAAGAAAUCCCAGGAAGUCUUGGAAAUCUAUUACGUGUGAACCUUGAGGAAAAACUUGGAGAAAAGUGGAUGUACCAUCCUCAAGCCCAAUAG
Molecule: messenger RNA, 1278 nt
Organism: Puccinia graminis f. sp. tritici CRL 75-36-700-3
Lineage: Eukaryota; Fungi; Basidiomycota; Pucciniomycetes; Pucciniales; Pucciniaceae
Exons: 2
Coding region: 1-1278 (425 amino acids)
Source: RefSeq, a predicted model, not a curated record